Molecule: messenger RNA, 638 nt
Organism: Rosa chinensis
Lineage: Eukaryota; Viridiplantae; Streptophyta; Magnoliopsida; Rosales; Rosaceae
Product: DNA-directed RNA polymerase D subunit 2b-like
Exons: 2
Coding region: 32-475 (147 amino acids)
Biological process (GO): DNA-templated transcription
Cellular component (GO): RNA polymerase II, core complex
Molecular function (GO): DNA binding; DNA-directed RNA polymerase activity; ribonucleoside binding
Source: RefSeq, a predicted model, not a curated record
UGAGAGAGUAUACAGUGGUCAAACUGGUCAAAUGGUUCGCCAACUGAUAUUUAUGGGCCCAACAUUCUAUCAACGUCUCAUUCACAUGUCUGAAGACAAAGUGAAGUUCAGGAACACUGGGCCAGUUCACCCUCUCACCCGGCAGCCAGUGGCAGACAGGAAGAGAUUUGGUGGGGUAAAGUUUGGUGAGAUGGAGCGCGACUGCCUUAUAGCCCAUGGAGCAUCAGCAAACUUACAUGAACGCCUUUUCACUCUUAGUGACUCCUCCCAAAUGCAUGCUUGCCUGAAAUGCAAAAAUGCGGCUAAUGUGAUAGAUGGAACAGUUGAUGGCAGUAGAAUCAGGGGUCCAUAUUGCCGGGUCUGUAAGUCUGUUGAUGACAUUGUCAGGUUGAAUGUUCCAUAUGGGGCCAAGUUAUUGUGCCAGGAACUUUUCUGCAUGGGCAUAAGUCUCAAGUUUGAGACCAGGCUCUGCUGAGUGAGCACUAGAACUCUGUUUCGGGAGCGCUAUAGAACUUUGUUUUGUAAAUGACUAUGAAUAUCUCUCAGUUAAUGCCCCGUAGGUUUUCAAGGAUUCUAGUUCCAGUGGUUGAUUGUAAUUUCUAACUCUCUUUUAACUUAUAUGUUUCAGUUUUGUGUGA